GUCAAUUGGAAUCACUGUGUGAGUUAUAUGUGGUGAAUAAUAAACUUACACAUAUAUCAAAAUCAAUUGGUCGACUAAAGAAUUUAGAAAUAUUGGAUCUAUCAGAAAAUUUACUUGUUGAAUUGCCGUUAUCAAUUGGUGAUUGUCAAAGCUUACGAGAACUUAGAUUACGGGGAAAUUCAUUAGAAACUUUACCAAUGACAUUGGGACGAUUAAAAAAUUUAAAUGUAUUCUACAUUGGUCAAUGGCCGAUGACCGAGUUCAAUAUAACACAAGAUGAGAAUCAUUAUGAGAAUUUAAAAAUGAAUCCAUAUCAACUUAAAAUUCCACUGUCUGUUGAACGAACAUUGUUAUGGAGAAUGCACGAUUCGAUACUAAAAAGAUUAAAAGAUAUAGAUCAUAUUGAUGGAAUUUCAGAGAGAUCUUUAAGAAGUCCAUCAGAUGAAAGUAAUAAUUCUCAAGACGGAGGAAGUCAUCCAGACCAAUCAACAAACUAUACCAGUCAGCCAAUACCAAGGGAUGAUGUGAUAUUAAAAAUGGCAGUUCUAAAAGGUGUUUAUGACCAAAUAAUGAAAGAUAUGCGCAAUUAUGACUACGAUAAAGAGUUAUGUGGGGACGACACGGCCGAAUUUCCUGAUAGUGUCAAAAAGAAAAAGUUUUCAAAGCUAAAGGACUUUAAAUUUUUAAAGAUCAAUGAUAACAGAUAG
This is a messenger RNA of Racocetra persica, 707 nucleotides long. NCBI's taxonomy places the organism in Eukaryota, Fungi, Glomeromycota, Glomeromycetes, Diversisporales, Gigasporaceae. The record is from the annotation of a GenBank genome assembly.